This is a messenger RNA of Funneliformis geosporum, 1357 nucleotides long. The record is from the annotation of a GenBank genome assembly. Lineage: Eukaryota; Fungi; Glomeromycota; Glomeromycetes; Glomerales; Glomeraceae.
AUGAACAUUCUAAGCGCGCUUACUUCUUAUUUUGACGAAACAAUCAUCGAUAACUGGUCUCACAUUAGUUGCCUUGAGUAUUUAGCAAAAGUGUGUCCAUAUCUAACGUCAGAAGACCGUAUUGAAAUCCUUGAUAGUUACAAAGCUAAAUUACGCUCAAUAAACUUAAGUAAAUCAGUGCUUCAAAAAUCAAGGACAAAGGCCAUUAAGCUCAUUGAAAAUGCAGAUCGCUCAUUUAAACGUAAUGAAGUUACUUUGUUUUUCGAAGAAUUAGACACACGGGUUAAUACGAAUGCCACAAAUAAUCUCGCAAAUGCAAAAGGAAAUUUGCUUGAGUCAAAGCUGAGGGUCCAUGCAUUCAAUAACAUUAUCGAUCUUGAAUCUGGCGAAGAUCCGGUGGCGAGCAGGAAAAGAAAGCAUAGUGAGGAAGGAGAUGGUUCAAAAACACCGCCACUUAGAUCUCCUCCGAACGAAGAUUCCCUUCUUGAUACUCCGAAUAAACGUCAGAUGUCUGACGAAAAAAUUAUUAACUAUCUUAAUGCCAUGGAGCAAUCAUUGAAGCAAAAUCAAGUCACCGUUCAGACGCCUUCUUUGUGGACGGAAUCUCUAAGUUCUUAUAUCGACAAAGUUUUGAAGAAAUCAGGAGACGAGUUUAAGACGGAGAUUAUGCGGAAAAUAGAGGGUGACGAAAGUAACGAGUUUCGUCUUUACUGCGAAAAAGUUCUAAUGGACUUCUAUAAUCUAGUAGAUAUAUUUCCGAAUCUUUCGAGAAAAAUAGGUGAAAGAAAAUAUAUUGUACAAAAUAUUUCUUCGUUAUUUAAAUUUUACGAAUCCACGUUUGGAAAUUUGUAUUUCGACUGGAUUGAGACGCAUUCACCGGCAUCUAAAUUAACAAAAUCACGUACUUACUCCGGCAUUGUCAAGGUGGAUGCGAAAGGCGUUCGGGUCUUUGAUGAUAAAGAGAUUUUCCACGCUGAAGUAUCGGGUCCGCCGUCGUCGUCGUCAUCACAACAUGGACAUGCUGUCAACGAUACAACAAAAUCUAUACAUACUGACAUCUUGAACCUGAUUGCGAUCCUACUUGACCACCUUCGAGCUCCGGUAGAAAAUGCAACUAAAAUAAAAGUUUUUAGUUUGCAAGCAAUUGAAUAUCGUAUAACGUUAUACUCGCUUAAUAUGUCAAAAAAUGGUACUUUUUUGACUUCCGAAUUGUAUUCUACCUUGUUACCAUUUUCAUUCGAUGCAAUAUCAAAGUACAAGGGAGUCCUCUAUAUGAUGGCGAUUUUCCACGAAGAGAUUACGAAACAAAUUUCAAUUAUGAAAAAUCUUGAUUUAACAAUCGGUCAUAACGAAGGAA